Molecule: messenger RNA, 7831 nt
Organism: Rattus norvegicus (Norway rat)
Lineage: Eukaryota; Metazoa; Chordata; Mammalia; Rodentia; Muridae
Source: RefSeq, a predicted model, not a curated record
AUUCAAGCUGGCUUCUCCUGAAAGACCCCAGCUUAGCAGCAAUAACGCCAUUUUACAAGGCUGUACUUAAGAUGACUGGUUCAGAAAAAGGUUAGAACACUGAGUACACAGCGGCUGCCAAGCAGGAUGUGUUUGGUUGAAGGCCUGGCAACAGGAGGACUGCCGUUGAGCACCUGACAAUGAGAAAAGCCCCGGGAGAGGUCCCACACCCUGGUGGGGGGGCCGAGUCAGCCGUUAUGUUCCAAGAAGGUAGCUAAGAAACUUGCCCCCUGGCUGAACCCUUGGGGGGCCGAGUCAGUCCUUAUGUUUCAGGAAGGUAGCUAGGAAACUUGCCCCCGGGCUAAACCCUUGCCAUAUUAGAAUCCACCAAUUAUAUCCCUGUAACCAUGCAUCUGCUUCUGUAUGCUUGCUUCUGCUCCCCAAAAUCCUAUAAAAGCCCAUCCUUGGUUCCGUGGGGCGCGCCAGUCCCCCGAGUGACUGAAGCGCCCGCAGGUGCCUGUGCCUGUGUAUCCCGACAAUAAACCAAAUCCUCUUGCUGAUUGCAUCCUGUGGUGUCUCGGUCUGGUCUUUGGAGUUGGAGGGUCUCCAUCCCGAGGGAAAGUUCUCCCUGAGAGCUUUUCAUUUGGUGCGUUGGCCGGGAAUGGAGAUCCUCCACCCAGGGACCACCGACCACCCACUGGGAGGUAAGCCGGCCGGCGUCUGUCUGUCUGUCUGAUUUUGUCUCGUUCUGCCUUAUUCUGUCUGUUCUGUGAGCGCUCGGCCAGGUCUGUUCUGUGAGCGCUCAGCCAGGUUCUAUGAGCGCUCAGCCAGGUCUGUUCUGUGAGCGCUCAGCCAGGUCUGUUCUGUGAGCGCUCAGCCAGGUUGUUUGGAAUUUGGGCGGGACGAAGAAGGAGCUGACGAGCUCGGACUUCUCGACCCGCAGCCCUGGAAGACGUUCCAAGGGUGUUGGGGCCCGACUUUUCGGGGCCCAAUCUGGGAGAGGAGAAAGAUCCGGACUAACGGCACCUCUGUCUGUAUUUUUGGCUUUCAGAGGGCCCCGGACCUUUGCCACCUCCAUCUGACUUUUUGCUUUCAGUUUGGUACCAAAGCCGUGCAGCACGCCUGUCUGUUGUUUGUUUGACUGUUGGUGUUGUUUGUUUUCUCUGUGUUCUAAUCUUCCUUAGAACUAACAUGGGACAGUCCCUAACAACGCCCCUAAGUCUCACUCUUGAUCAUUGGAAAGACGUCCACAACCGGGCACACAACCAGUCCGUCGAGGUUAAAAAAAUAAAAAGGAAAAGGGCAGACUCUCUACACAUCCGAGUGGCCCACUUUCGGAGCAGGAUGGCCAGUGAAUGACACAUUUAAUAAGAUCAUUAUUUUACAGGUUAAAGAUCGGGUCGUCCACGGACAUCCUGACCAGGUUUCUUAUAUUAUCACUUGAGAGAGUCUCGCCUUAAACCCCCACCCGGGCGGAACCCUUCGUGGACCCGAAUUGGCCUCCCCUCAACCCCCAGCCUGUCCCCUCGGCCCCGCCCGGUCCGCCGGCCACGUCUUCCUCUCUCUACCUUUGUGAAAUCAGAGCCUUCUAAGAAACCUGUCCUCCCGGCAGACCCAAACUCCCCUCUCAUAGAUCUUCUCUCUGACAGGCCUGGCUAAAACGGAGGAGGCAGAGCCGCCGGCCAGAUCAGUUGCCGGGCCACAGUCUGAUAAGGGUUUCUCCCCUGUCGCAGGGAGAUUGCGCAAUAAGCGCGAGGUGAUGCCAGAUACAACCUCCCAGGCUUUCCCACUUAGACAGGGAACCAGUGGCCAGACCCAAUACUGGCCGUUUUCAGCAGCUGACAUUUACAAUUGGAAACAACACAACCCUUCUUUCUCCAAAGAUCCGGUGGCACUCACCGACCUAAUAGAAUCUGUUUUACUUACCCACCAGCCUACUUGGGAUGACUGCCAACAGCUCUUAUAGGCCCUCUUAACCUCAGAAAAAAAACAAAGAGUGUUCCUAGAGGCCAGAAAGCAUGUUCUGGGAGAUGAUGGGCGUCCCACCCAGCUGCCUGAGGACCAAACUGGGAUUUUAAUACAGCUGAAGGUAAGGGACACCUACGCCUUUAUCGCCAGUUGCUUCUAGCGGGUCUCCGAGGGGCUAUACGACGCCCUACUAAUUUGGCUCAGGUAAAACAGGUAUUACAGGAAGCAGGGGAAACUCCCUCCGCCUUUCUAGAGAGACUUAAGGAGGCCUACCGUAUGUACACUCCCUAUGACCCAGAUGACCCAGGACAAAUGACGAGUGUCUCUAUGUCCUUCAUCUGACAGGCUGCUCCAGAUAUCAAGACUAAGUUACAGAGGUUAGAAAAUUUACAGGGCUAUACAUUACAAGAUUUACUUAAAGAAGCUGAAAAGAUUUUUAAUAAGAAAGAGAUAAAAAAAAAAAGAAUUGAGUCGAAUCUUGGCCGCCGUAGUUCAGGGCCAAAAAAGGAAAGGAGAUAGGGGGGAGCUCGAAAGGGGCUGAAGCUGGAUAAAGAUCAAUGUGCCUAUUACAAAGAGAAAGGACACUGGGCCAGAGAGUGCCCCAAGAAGCCUGGCGGACCCCGAAAGCCUCGACCACGAACCUCCCUCUUGGCUCUAGAUAAAGAUUAGGGAGGUCAGGGCCAGGAGCCCCCCCUGAGCCCAGGGUAACGCUUAAAGUCGGGGGGCAGCCGGUUGCUUUCCUGAUAGACACAGGAGCCCAGCAUUCAGUCCUCACUCAAGCUUCAGGACAACUCAGCGACCGGAUGGCCUGGGUACAAGGAGCUACUGGUGAGAAACAAUACCGAUGGACUACGGACCGCCCGGUUCAGCUGGCUACUGGUAAGGUGACCCAUUCCUUCUUACAUGUUCCGGACUGCCCGUACCCUCUGCUGGGCCGUGACCUGCUCACCAAACUAAAAGCACAAAUUCAUUUUGAGGAAGGAGGGGCCCAAAUAACUGGCCCCCACGGAACUCCCCUUCAAGUUCUAACCCUACAACUAGAGGAUGAAUAUAGACUAUAUGAACCGGGACAGGACACUGGCUUGGGCAGAGACUGGUGGGAUGGGGUUGGCGCUCCAACAGCCCCCCUUAAUUACAACUCCAGUCUCCAUAAAACAAUACCCCCUGUCACAUGAAGCUUAUCAAGGUAUAAGGCCUCACAUUACGAGGCUUCUAGAUCAAGACAUCCUAAUCCCCUGCCGGUCGCCUUGGAAUACGCCUCUUCUGCCUGUUAAGAAACCCGGCACUAGAGAUUAUAGGCCAGUACAAGACUUGAGAGAGGUCAACAAGAGGGUAAAAGAUAUUCAUCCGACUGUUCCAAACCCUUACAAUUUGCUCAGUAACUGUUCAUCGAUGAGAAACAGGGGUAUGCUAAAGGGGUCCUAACACAAAGGUUGGGACCCUAAAAAUGCCCUGUGGCCUACCUGUCUAAGAAAUUGGACCCUGUGGCCUCCGGCUGGCCACCGUGCUUAAGUAUGGUGGCUGCUAUUGCUGUCCUGAUCAAGGACACUGGAAAAUUGACUUUGGGACAGCCACUCACCAUCCUAACACCCCACGCAGUGGAGGCCUUGGUAAAACAGCCCCCAGACCGCUGGCUCUCUAAUUCCCACAUGACCCACUACCAAGCCUUGUUACUGGAUGCAGAACAGGUUCAGUUUGGACCCGUAGUCGCCCUCAAUCCUGCCACCUUGCUUCCCCUACCAGAGGAGGCAGAACAGCAUGACUGCCUACAAAUCCUCACAGAAGUACAUAAAACCAGGCCGGACCUAUCGGACCAGCCUCUUCAGAAUGCUGACCACACAUGGUACACAGAUGACAACAGCUUCUUGGCAGAGGGAGAGCAAAAGGCUGGAGCUGCGGUCACUACGGAGGACAAAGUGAUUUGGGCGAAAGCCCUGCCUGCUGGUACCUCCGCACAACGGGCUGAACUCAUCGCCUUGACUCAGGCGCUCAAGAUGACAAAAGCGAUACAAAAGGUGACUGAGAGUUACAAAGCAUGCGCUCAGGUUAACCUGGGAAGGACCAUGAUUGGACAAGGAGUUCGUCCUAGGGGACACCGUCCCGACAUCCAUUGGGAAAUUGAUUUUACUGAAAUUAAACCAGAUAUAUAUGGAUACAAGUAUCUCCUAGUGUUUGUAGACACCUUCUCAAGAUGGGUCGAAGCCUUCCCCACAAAGCAUGAGACUACAAAAAUGGUCACCAAGAAGCUCCUCGAGGAAAUCUUUCCCAGCCCUUCUCUGAGGGCCCAUUUACAGGCCCUACAGAUUGUGCAGAGAGACGUCUGGAGACCUUUGGCCGCUGCUUACCAGGACAAGCUUGAGCAUCCGGUGGUGCCACACCCGUUCCAGAUUGGAGACACCGUGUGGGUGCACAGACACCAGACCAAGAAUCUCGAGCCACGGUGAAAAGGACCCUACACCGUCCUCCUGACUACCCCGACCGCCCUAAAGGUAGACGGAGUCUCGGCUUAGAUCCACACACCACACGUCAAGGCAGUCCGGUCUGAGGAAUUGACUAAUCACAACACUACACCCCAGACAUGGAGAGUUCAGCGCACUCCAAACCCCUUAAAGUUAAAACUCCUACGUGGCUCCUCCUAGCCCUUUUGUGGCCUAGAGUCAGUGGGGAAAUAAGCCCCCACCAGACAGAAAUUUCUUGACCAAGUCGAGUGAAAGAUUUCACUCAAAGUUAACAAAAAAAAAAAAAUGGGGGAAUGAAAGACCCCAGCUUAGCAGCAAUAACGCCAUUUUACAAGGCUGUACUUAAGAUGACUGGUUCAGAAAAAGGUUAGAACACUGAGUACACAGCGGCUGCCAAGCAGGAUGUGUUUGGUUGAAGGCCUGGCAACAGGAGGACUGCCGUUGAGCACCUGACAAUGAGAAAAGCCCCGGGAGAGGUCCCACACCCUGGUGGGGGGGCCGAGUCAGCCGUUAUGUUCCAAGAAGGUAGCUAAGAAACUUGCCCCCGGGCUGAACCCUUGGGGGGCCGAGUCAGUCCUUAUGUUUCAGGAAGGUAGCUAGGAAACUUGCCCCCGGGCUAAACCCUUGCCAUAUUAGAAUCCACCAAUUAUAUCCCUGUAACCAUGCAUCUGCUUCUGUAUGCUUGCUUCUGCUCCCCAAAAUCCUAUAAAAGCCCAUCCUUGGUUCCGUGGGGCGCGCCAGUCCCCCGAGUGACUGAAGCGCCCGCAGGUGCCUGUGCCUGUGUAUCCCGACAAUAAACCAAAUCCUCUUGCUGAUUGCAUCCUGUGGUGUCUCGGUCUGGUCUUUGGAGUUGGAGGGUCUCCAUCCCGAGGGAAAGUUCUCCCUGAGAGCUUUUCACUCCCUGCCUCCCACUUUCUGCUCUGAUUGGCCUCAAAUUUAUCUGUUUUUAUUCUUCUGGUUCUCGUUCUGUUUUCACUUGUGUCUAGCUUGUACUCUCUUCAAUCUGUCUCUGUGUAACUCUUGCGGUAAACUGUCUCCUCUCCCUUUUCUGUCUAUACAGCUCUCUUAAGUAGCUUCCCUUUCCUCUCUCCUCAUGGGAGUUGGGCAUAUCCUAUUCUGUCAAAUCUCUGAUUCCUCACUUUGCCUGCCACCCAAUUGGCCAUCACUUUCUUUUCUUUUUUUUUUUUUUUUUUCUUUUUCUUUUUUUCGGAGCUGGGGACCGAACCCAGGGCCUUGCGCCUGCUAGGCAAGCGCUCUACCACUGAGCUAAAUCCCCAACCCCCAUCACUUUCAAACAUGGGUGUUUCCUUCUACAAACUGACUUCAUUGCCUGGGAUUAAAGGUGUGUACUAAGUGUGUGUCCAUAUUCCAUCCAAAGGAAUUAAAGUUAUGUGCUAAGGGCUGAGUCACACCAUAGCUAGAAACAGUUUCUUUUUUCAAUAAAUAACACAAUAUCAGGGUUCACAGUGUGAUCAAAUAACAAGUGAGAGGUGACCCCUGUAUGACCCAUAAAGGGCUAUCAAUGGUGACUAGGUUUGUGACAAACUGCUGGUAUAUGUCAGAACUCCAUGGGUCUCGGGGACAGAUGUGAUUUGUUUUCUGCUAAGAGUCAGCACUGUUCCUGUUUGGGUGACAGAAGAUGGCAGUGGUCUACCAAGAUGCCAUGAGAUGCUAAAACAUAUCCAGAACCAAAGGCUGCUGCCCUCCUAGUUUAGGCUGACCACAGAGAGGAGGGACAUAGGAAUCAGAGCAGCAGUUUAUGGAGAUGGGUAGACCCCAGGUUUUCACACACACACAUACACACACACACACACACACACACACACACACACCACACACACACACACACACACACACACACACACACACACACACACACAGAGGUGUCAAAGAUCUGUUCAGAUGGAAGUCAGGACUUUCAUCCACCAAGUGUGACUCAGACUAAGGACACGUUCCACAGGGGACCUCAGUGAGCCUCACUGUCCAGGGGCUUGGUGGGUGCCACAGAGAUGGAGCACCCCAUGGCUCCCCCAUCUCCACAUGCUCCAAGUCACACUCAGGCAACCAGGGGUCCACUUGCCCAACCCCUGUUGCAGGUGUAAAUGGUGCCACACGGCCCUCAGCCUCAGCUGUGCAGAGACACUGCUGUCAGCGUGUCAGGGCUCUCAGGCAAGGUCUCCCUCAGCCUGACAGGACUCAGGCCCUUGUCCUGGAAUGUGCAGACAGAGCUCCCCCAGCUGAGGUUGCUCUUCGGCCCUGGCCACACUCCCUACCACACCAGGCAGCUUGAUGCGUUCAUCUGAGCAUCGUUUUAUUUUAUUUCAGUCAGGCAUCUCUAAUAUUCACCAUUGUUACCAUUCGAUUUCCUGUGGUGUUGGGGAUCGAUCCCAGGGCCUUCCGCUCCAGCAGCAAGCACCAGUGAGCCACCCUCAGCUCAUUCUCCUUACAGCUCGGUGCUGCGAGUCAUGCCUGGUGUGCAGCCACUACUGCAACCCCUCCACAGAUCACUGCAUCUGCUAAAAUGUCACUCUGAACCCCAGGAGAGUAGCUCCUCCUUCUGUCUUCUGCACCACCCCACACAGCUCAUUCUGCUUCUGUUUCUGUGACUUGACAGAGGGCAAUCGCACCCUAUCUUCCUGUGACUGACUUUAGACUUCAAGGCUCCCACACGUUCAGCAGGCGUCACACUAACUCUUUACAGACAAACCGUAGGAGUGAACGCUGCUCUCCCAGAACUCACUGGUCCUUCUCUGGCUUCAAUUACAGUAGAUAAUCAUGGUCCAAAAACUUUACAUGGAAAAUUCCAGAAAUGAGCAAUUUGCAACUUUUGAACGCUUCUAUUCGGAGGACUCUCACUAAAAUCUCUUGUAUUCUUCCCCAUCUGGCUCAUGUUGGGGACAAUAAGGGGGUGCCCUGUCCCACAUAUUCAUUAUUACAGACAUUCUAAGGAUCUCUGAUGGGUCUGGAGAGAUGGCUCAGUGGUUAGAGCACUGACUGCUCUUCCAGAGGUCCCGAGUACAAAUCCCAGCAACCACAUGGUGGCUCACAACCAUCUGUAAUGGGAUCUGAUGCCCUUGUCUGGUCCUUGUGCCCAAGAAGAAGGUGAUGGUGUCCUAUGUCCCAAUGCCCACUUUCUUCCCCUCAAUCCAGACCCUCUUUCGGCUUGCAUUAUCCCGUGGCAUCACACGUGGCAUUAUGGGAUACAAUGAGAAUCUUGAGAGGAUUCCACAUUUCGAGAACUUUCAGGGACGUAUGUUAUAAUUGUUAUUAGCUAUUGAUCUUUUAUGGCGCUUGAUUUAUAAAGUAAACAUCCUAGGUGCUGGGAAGAUGGCUCAGAGGUUAAGCAAGCUUACUGCUCUUCCAGAGGAUCCAAGAUCCAUCUCUUUUUUUUUCUUUUCUUUUCUUUCCGGAAGCUGGGGACCGAA